Molecule: messenger RNA, 1689 nt
Organism: Lathyrus oleraceus (garden pea)
Lineage: Eukaryota; Viridiplantae; Streptophyta; Magnoliopsida; Fabales; Fabaceae
Product: pyruvate dehydrogenase E1 component subunit alpha-3, chloroplastic
Exons: 3
Coding region: 179-1447 (422 amino acids)
Biological process (GO): pyruvate decarboxylation to acetyl-CoA
Cellular component (GO): intracellular membrane-bounded organelle
Molecular function (GO): pyruvate dehydrogenase (acetyl-transferring) activity
Source: RefSeq, a predicted model, not a curated record
GUUACAUAGGUGAAGUAAGAGUGAAAAUGAAAUGAGAAAUUGCCAAUGCACUUGACGGUGAUUUCCACCUUUUUCUUGUUCCCUCCGCCCAUUUUCUCUCUUGACUCUAAACAAUAAUACACUACUAAUAACCUUUUCUUCUUCUCUUCUCUUUCUCUUUCUCAUUCCAUUGAUUACAAUGUCUGUGUUCUCCACAACACCCAAUCUUUCUCUCCCUCUCAGAUCCAAUGCUAACCCUAUUCUUCCUUCUCCCACACUCACACCUUUCUUCGGAUCCACUCGCAAAUUUCACUCCAUUUCUCCAAUUAGGCUUUCCAACCAGACCUCCAUCGUUGCCUCCGUCUCCGAUGCUCUCAAGACCAACACUCUCACUUCACCCUCCAAUUUGCUAAUUACCAAGGAGGAAGGUUUGGUUAUCUAUGAAGACAUGAUAUUAGGCAGGUCUUUUGAAGACAUGUGUGCUCAGAUGUAUUACAGAGGAAAAAUGUUUGGUUUUGUUCACUUGUAUAAUGGCCAAGAAGCUGUGUCAACUGGAUUCAUCAAGCUUCUUAAGAAAGAAGACUCUGUUGUGAGCACUUAUCGAGACCAUGUUCAUGCACUCAGUAAGGGGGUUCCGGCGCGUGCUGUGAUGAGUGAGCUCUUUGGUAAGGCCACUGGAUGCUGCCGGGGUCAAGGUGGAUCUAUGCACAUGUUCUCGAAAGAACAUAAUGUGAUCGGUGGGUUUGCUUUUAUUGGGGAAGGAAUUCCUGUGGCCACUGGAGCAGCAUUUUCCAGUAAGUAUAAAAGGGAGGUAUUGAAACAGGCAGAUGCUGAUUAUGUGACAUUGGCAUUUUUUGGAGAUGGAACGUGUAAUAAUGGACAGUUCUAUGAAUGCCUAAACAUGGCAGCUUUAUGGAAAUUGCCUAUUGUGUUUGUGGUGGAGAACAAUUUGUGGGCUAUUGGAAUGUCGCAUCUAAGGGCAACUUCAGAUCCUCAGAUAUGGAAGAAAGGUCCAGCAUUUGGAAUGCCCGGGGUUCAUGUUGACGGGAUGGACGUUUUGAAGGUACGAGAAGUGGCAAAGGAAGCAAUUGGGAGAGCUAGGCGAGGAGAGGGACCAACUCUGAUAGAAUGUGAGACCUAUAGAUUUAGAGGACAUUCAUUGGCUGAUCCUGAUGAGCUUCGUGACCCUGCUGAGAAGGCACACUAUGCUAGUAGGGAUCCCAUCUCUGCAUUGAAGAAAUAUAUUAUUGAGAACAAAUUAGCCAGUGAACUGGAGUUGAAAAACAUAGAGAAGAAGAUUGACGAGGUCAUUGAGGAAGCUGUCGAGUUUGCAGAGGAGAGCCCCGUUCCACACCGCAGCCAGCUUCUGGAAAAUGUCUUUGCUGAUCCAAAAGGUUUUGGAAUUGCACCCGAUGGCAGUUACAGAUGUGAAGACCCCAAAUUCACUCAAGGCACUGCUCAUGUCUAAUCUUUUCAAGUUUGACAUUUUUCUGGUUGGAGCUUUCAGAUUCGGAUGCAUGUUCUUAUUCAUAUACUUAAUAGAGUUUUCAUGUUAGUUAGAAAAUGUAUUACCUUUUAUAAACUAUAUAAGCAGGAUUUGUUCUUUAGGAUGGGAUUUUAUAUUUUUUUCUCCUCAUAUUUAUAUCAUUCUUAAGGAACUAGUGUCAACAAUGAAAAUCCAUAAAAUUGGAUUCCUUCUGUUUUCAUGUA